Nothobranchius furzeri (turquoise killifish) is the source of this 2675-nucleotide messenger RNA. It is a transcript of the gene irx5a, whose product is annotated as iroquois homeobox 5a. Lineage: Eukaryota; Metazoa; Chordata; Actinopteri; Cyprinodontiformes; Nothobranchiidae. The record is from RefSeq and is a predicted model, not a curated record. Gene Ontology annotation, cellular component: nucleus. Gene Ontology annotation, molecular function: DNA-binding transcription factor activity, RNA polymerase II-specific; RNA polymerase II cis-regulatory region sequence-specific DNA binding. Gene Ontology annotation, biological process: regulation of transcription by RNA polymerase II; neuron differentiation; cell development.
CAUAAGCUUUUGCCUUUCCCUUUGGUGACUACACCCCGAGAGGAGGAGCGUGGUGCGCAGCGCAGUGAGCGUCAGGAUCCAGAAUUUCUAACUUAGCAUCUUGGCAGGACAUUUUCCCAAGCAAGUCACCGUCCUACGGGCAAAAAAUAAAACUUCUGCUCAGGCAUGAGAGCGACGGUGCAACUCAGAUAGGGGAGUAGCAGCAGAGAGAGGGAGAGAGAGCGAGUGAGGGAGGGAGAGAGAGAGAGGGGGGGAGAGACAGAAAAACCCGACCCUAAACCUCCGACGGAGAGAGUGGCUGGCUGUCUGCGACUAAUCAACCAAUUUCUUGAGCCUCUUUUUUAUUCUUUUUUCGUCCAAACUGUUUUCUUUUGUCUGUGAGAAGAAGGGACAGGCGGCGGGUCUGCAGCCGCGCGGCUCUAUGCGCUCCGACAGCCGCGCAUGAAGAGAAAAUAAAAGAAGAGGGGGAAAGUACGCAAGUUAAGUGGCUCAGCCUCUCCGGGCUCCAGCAUGGCGUAUCCUCAGGGCUACUUGUACCAGCCGUCCGCCUCUCUCGCCCUCUACUCCUGCCCCGCGUACAGCACGAGCGUCAUCUCGGGACCCAGGACGGAGGAACUUGGGAGAUCCUCUUCGGGGUCUGCGUUUGCGCCAUAUGCCGGAUCUACUGCUUUCACCAGCGCCUCUCCAGGCUACAACUCCCACUUACCCUACAGCGCGGACGCGGCGGCAGCCGCCACCUUUACCUCAUACGUGAGUUCUCCCUAUGAUCACACCACGGGGAUGGCCGGCUCAAUAGGAUACCACCCUUACGCAGCACCCUUGGGCACCUACCCUUACGGUGACCCUGCUUACCGUAAAAACGCCACGCGGGACGCCACCGCCACCCUGAAGGCCUGGCUCAACGAGCACCGUAAGAACCCCUACCCCACCAAGGGAGAGAAGAUCAUGCUGGCCAUCAUCACCAAGAUGACCCUCACCCAGGUGUCCACCUGGUUCGCCAACGCCAGGAGGAGGCUAAAGAAGGAGAACAAGAUGACCUGGACCCCUCGGAACCGGAGCGAGGACGAGGAGGAGGAUGAGAACAUUGACUUGGAGAAAAACGACGACGACGAGCCCAACAAGCCUUCAGAUAAAGGAGACUCGACGGACACAGAAGCAGAUCACAAACUACUGAACCCAGGGGACGUGGGCUGUGACAGAUUUAAAGAGGAGAACCAUGGAAAAGAAUUGGAUCCCCUCCUGAGCGACUCGGAGUUAAAAGAGCAGGAGGAGCGGACUACGGAGCUGCUGCCGGAUUCCGCCAAACCGACCACGUCGUCUCCCUCGGCGGUUUCCCGGGGGAACCAGGCCGCCGCGCAACAAGACAAGCCGUCCGAUUUGAGACACGCACCGAACGCGGUGACCAGCAACGUGACCUCUGUGAUCCACUCCCCCCCUUCCGCCCCCAAACCCAAACUCUGGUCGCUUGCGGAGAUCGCCACGUCCUCAGACAGGUGUAAGGGCAGCAGCGACGCGCCCGCGGCGUGUCCCGGUCUGGGCCAGAGCGCAGUCCUGGGCGCCACCGCGUCUCCGUCACGGUCCUCCCCGCAGUGUCACCUUCCCACCAGCACGGUGCUGUCCAGGCCUCUGUACUACACGUCCCCUUUCUAUCCCGGCUACACGAACUACGGUGGCACUUUUGGACACCUGCACAGUAACCACGGCUCGGUGAGCACGGGCUCCACAGCACAUUUCAAUGGAUUAAACCAGACUGUGUUAAGUAGAGCAGAGGCUCUGGUCAGAGAGAGCCAGAAAGUCAGAGGCCAAACACAGGUAGAUCUUUGUAAAGACUCCCCUUAUGAACUAAAGAAAGGUAUGUCAAAUAUUUGAAUUUUUUUCCACUCACAGCGGACUUUUAUUAUUUAUUUUUUGUGGUUGCAUUAAAACAAGUUUAAAAAAACCUGAUAAAUGAUGACGCAACACCCGAGAACAGUUAUUUUCUGAGUAAAUGCUUAUCCUGAGAAUUUUAGUUUCUGAAUGGUUAGUCCUAAAGUGUAACAAGGAUGGUCUUAACCGCUGCAGCCGCCUCUUUGUAUUAAAGACUAACGUGUAUAUUUAAUGUAGCUUUUUGUAUUUAAAAUGGACAGCACACUAUCUUUGAAGUAAAUUAUGGAGAAAACAAAGAAAAGUUUGUGCAGCGAUUAUUUUGGGGGUGGAACAGCUGGCUCUGCAGCUCUAAGGCCAGCUCUCCUGUGCGACAUUUCUGUUCCAUAUUGCACAAUGACAGAUGGUUCAAAGGUAAUUACUUCCAUAUAUGAGGCGGGGAAAGAGGCCUGCUGAAAGAAGUGAGGAUUAAAACAACAAUGUUCGGGUUAUUAAUGCAGCAAAUAUUUUAAUGGGAUUAUUUGAUUUGACUUAUCUAAAAAAAUCCCCAAGAUCCUCUUUCCUUUCACUUUCCUUUCACGUGAGCACGUUUCUAAAGGUGCAUGUUGAUAUAAUAACAACACCAAGGCGCAGUCGUUUAACCCAAUUACCUUCCGUGUUUUAUCUGGAGCAAUCAGGUGAUGAACUCUGGUAAUGAGCUCGAUUUUAUGCCAAAUUUAGACCUCAUUACUAUUUUCUAAGGCGUGGUAGAGCUGUUAAAAUGGGACGCGGCCAUGCAUUUAAAACAUACUGGCCUAUUAUGUGUCAUUAAU